AUUAAUUGUUUUUCAAAAUCAGAGCUGAUAUUGAAAUUAUGCUCGAACUCGCUUGGGAAAGCGGUAACCAUACGGACAUUUGCCGUUGUAGAGUAAAUCCUUUUACUGUACUAAGUUAUUUAAUGUUAAUGAUAAACGCUGUUGCCAAGUCUUUCGGGACUGAAAAGCAUAACAGAAAGAUGUUUCCAGUUAUUUUCUAUUUUUAUUUUUUUUUGGUCUUUAAACAGUUCUUAUGAAUAUCGUACUAAGUAGAGACUUUCCAUCCAUUUGAUUAAGCUUAUUUACAAACUGCCCUCUGAAAAAUUAGCUCAACAAUUGGCAUAAAAUUUCAUUUGUUUCAGUUACACAACUGGUUCCUGUCUAUCAAUCACUAUCGCUUUCUUUGAAGCUGCAAGUCGUCUAUGACAAUAGCAAUGAAGCGGCCCGAAUUCAAAGAAAAAUUUGUUGAGCUAUCAGAAGAGAUUUUCAAGGACAGUUCCAUCUUACCCAUCACAGAUUCAUUUUGGGACGACUACUUCCUCUUACCAGUUAACACCAAAUGCUUAACGCGUUUAAUAUUAGAUCAAACUGAAGAAAGUCUCUUGAAUUUGAAAAAAAAUUUGAGCACACUUUUUGUAAUGUGCCUGAAUAAACUAGAUCUACAGCAGCAGCAAAGCAAUGAGGAUCUACAGCAGCAACAGCCAUCGAACUCCAAUGAAAUAGUUCGCCAGCGAAAUGCUAUCACCAUAUUAACCGUAUUGUUCCGUAGUUUAUUCUUGAAGAAGCGUCUAAAUCAUUUCAACCUACUGUCCAUCUUGACAAAAGAGCAGAUUGAUGACGCACAUGUCUUAUUUAAGCGUUUGUUAAAGGCUGUAGAAAGUUUACUUUUGUUCAAUAAUAACGCAUUGAGAUCCAAAACUUUGCAGUUGACCUUGAUUUUGGUCUGUGGUAAUGAUAAUGUGAAUGAAAACGGUUUGAAUGGCUACUUCAUGAGCAGUGAUAUUUUCAGUACACUAGUCAAUAUAAUAAAUGAAGAAAAUCAGCUCAAUGAGAAUGAUUUUCAGGAUAUUGCAAUGCUUUUGGGUAUCCUGUCAAAUUACAACAGAUACGAAACAAAGAAUAUCUACUUGUCAAAGAUCAGAACGUUACAAAAUUUAAAUGUAUUCAAGAACAUUAUGUAUAUGUACACGAAAACCCUACACAGCCUUACCGAUCGAUACAUCAAUGUGAAUAAUGAGAAUGAGACGAUUUCAACUUCAAUUAUAUCCUUUAUGUCAAAAUGGUUUGGUUCCUCUAAAGAUUUGUCAUCAAAAAAAGAAGACUCUUUCGUUUCCUCACCAACCGAUGAAAAGUCCGAGUUGUUUGCUGGAUUACCCUCUGCACAAGCAGCACUGCUAUUGCCUUUUUACGAUUUUCUAAAUAAUCCAAACUUCAUUAAAAUAAUGGUUGAUACAUGUACUCAAACUGAUUUGAAAGUAACAGACGAUAAUGAACAACAGAAAGUAACCAUCAUCACCUCAUUACUAUCAUUCUCAUCCUAUUUAUUCCAAAACAAUCGUACAGAAAGAGCCAACAUUUACUCCAGAUUACUGCUCAUCAUUUUACUGAUAAUAACAACAGAAAGUGAUGUUAUGGAUUAUUUUGCCAAAGAAAGAUCAGCAACAUCUAUUAGAUUAUGCCGACAACGCCCGCCUCUAUUGCCUUCUACUACAUCAAAAAUACAAUCUCUAUUUUGCGCCGUUCUAGAUACGAUGUUAUUGUUCAUCAGGCAUAACAUUAAGAAUAAGCUAGACUUGGUUUCCUACAGAUAUGCAUUUUCGGUCAUUUACAAAGUACUUUGCUAUUUAAAUAAGCAUAAUCUUAGACUGGAUUAUCACUGGGUAGAACUGUGGACUACGCUCACGUCUAUCGUACAGUUUACUGCAUCACAUUUGGAUGAAUUAAAAAAUAGAGGAGAGUGUAGUCUCUAUCUUCUCUCGGUAUGUAGUAUCAAACCAAUCUCAAUUCAAAAUAUGUUUUACUGCAGCUCGCAAUUUUACUUACGACAAUUCGAUGAAUCUGUUAUCAAGUUUAUCAGCGUGUUUAAUAUAUGUCUUACAUAUGGCGAAACGUUCUUAUCAGAUACUAAAAGUUACGAUCGGCUUUACUAUGAAGUGAUUAGAUCAACCAAUUUCUUCGUCUCGAUCGCUGAAUACGUUAAUUACGAAAAAUCAGUAGAAAAAGAAAGAGGACCAAUGACGAUCACAGCGAAUGAAUUUUAUAAUAUACAGUUGAUUUGUAACCACUUCAAGCCUGCCAUCGAUAAAUGGCAAGCAAAGAAAAACAUCAAAUAUCCCACGCCUGAGCAAGUGAUGUCUGUUAUCAAUGAAAAUUACGCUACAUUGGAACUUAAGCGUACAGACAAAGUCGACUCUUAUAUUAUGUUCAAAGAGAUACCAAACGAAAUGGGUUUUUUCAGGUAUCUACUAAGAAUUGCAGUCGUGGAUUAUAUGAAUUUUUAUACAGCAAGUAUAUCAGUAAUGUAGAGACCUUUUCAAUGACCUUUUCUGGAGGAACAACAACUAUCAUCCU
Messenger RNA from Mycotypha africana, 2550 nucleotides. RefSeq lists its product as uncharacterized. The coding region runs from base 402 to 2504 and encodes 700 amino acids. Gene Ontology annotation, biological process: regulation of Golgi organization. The transcript is spliced from 8 exons. Gene Ontology annotation, cellular component: cytosol. The record is from RefSeq and is a predicted model, not a curated record. Lineage: Eukaryota; Fungi; Mucoromycota; Mucoromycetes; Mucorales; Mycotyphaceae.